GUGCACAGCCAGCCUCUUUACAUUACAUCUGCCUGUCAGGGUUGGCUAUUUAAGCUGUCAUGCCCUUGGUAUUGCUCUUUGUCUGCCUGUGAAUAAAGUGCAGCAUUGUGAUUACUAAUCCCACUCCAGUGACUUGACUUUAAAUGUGGUUUUGGAGCGGAUCCCGGAGUUCUGUUUGCUAAGCUUCCUACUCCUGUUUCAGAGACACCACUGGAGAUCUAUGAGAGAGAGCACUGCAGACUGCCCUCCUCCUGCAGACCUGUCGCCUUUUUCUCACCCCCCUCCCGCCUUUUUUUUUUUUUCCCCAAAACUUUUUGAAGGAAAUCAAUGGAUACCAAAGUGAUCUGUUUAUUUUUCUUUUUUUCUUUGCCUCCGCUGACAGUGGGAAAUCACACUGGUCGCAUCAAGGUGGUCUUUACACCCAGCAUCUGUAAAGUGACUUGUACCAAAGGCAACUGUCAGAACAACUGUGAGAAGGGAAAUACCACCACCCUCAUUAGUGAAAAUGGCCAUGCUGCUGACACUCUGACAGCCACUAACUUCCGAGUAGUUAUUUGCCACCUUCCAUGCAUGAAUGGAGGCCAGUGCAGUUCUAGAGAUAAAUGCCAGUGCCCUCCUAAUUACACUGGUAAACUUUGUCAGAUCCCUGUGCAGACUGCCAAUACUCCAAAACUGUACCAUCACCCACAACAGGUGAACAAGGCUGUAGGAUCACAAAUUAUCCACUCUACUCAUACUUUACCACUGACGAUGUCAGGACAGCAAGGUGUAAAAGUGAAGUUCCCUCCUAACAUAGUGAAUAUCCAUGUGAAACAUCCCCCUGAAGCCUCAGUUCAGAUCCAUCAAGUUUCAAGAGUUGACAGCACAUCAACAGGACAAAAAGCAAAAGUACCUCAGCCAGGACAUCCACAGGUCUCUUACCAAGGUCUUCCGUAUCAGAAGACCCAGAAAGGACAUACUACUUACACAAAUCAACAACCCAUUCCUCAUAUGUUUCCUGUUUCAGUUAAAACUCAGCUUGGGCGCUGCUUCCAGGAGACUAUUGGGACACAG
Molecule: messenger RNA, 1053 nt
Organism: Pelecanus crispus (Dalmatian pelican)
Lineage: Eukaryota; Metazoa; Chordata; Aves; Pelecaniformes; Pelecanidae
Source: RefSeq, a predicted model, not a curated record